Molecule: messenger RNA, 1068 nt
Organism: Tetrahymena thermophila SB210
Lineage: Eukaryota; Ciliophora; Oligohymenophorea; Hymenostomatida; Tetrahymenidae
Product: transmembrane protein, putative
Exons: 2
Source: RefSeq, a predicted model, not a curated record
AUGUAAACACAGAUAAAUUAAAUUUAUCUGUAAAAUCAAAUGAUAAUAAAAACUAAAUAAAGUAAUCCCAUCUAAUUUGGAUCAAAUCUGUUAAGUAAUAGCUAACAUUCAUUGAGCUUCUCUUCUCCUUUUUUUUCAAUAAUUAAAUUAAUCAAAAUAUAUACAAACAAACAAACAAAAUAAAAUAAAACAAAACAAAUCAUAACAAAGAAUUAUAAAAGGAUGGCUGGUUUUAGUAUAAAUGAAAGCUCCUAUAAAGAAAAAGAUAAUAAAGAAGAAGACGUAGCUGACUCUUUGAGUGACCGUCUUACUUACCAUUCUUAGUCAGUAGAAGACAGUAUAGACAAUGAACACCAUCAAACAUAAAUUGACUAAUACCAUUUGCUAAAAAAGAAGAAGAAAUACUUGCUUAUAAACAACAUUGUAGCUAUUUUUAAUUUAGUUGUUUAAGGAUUUUUAUUAGCUAUGUAUAUCUUUUUAAUGAAGAUCAGCUUCCAUAGAGAAUUAUUUAUCUUUUUCAUAAUCAGUGCCAUCGCAGUAACAUUAGUUGAAUUAAUUUCAAUUUUCAUGCUCAGCUCACAUAAUAAAACAAAGAGAAUUUACAUUUCUAUAUUUACCUCAAUUGCUUUUGAUAUAUUACAAGCCAUAUGCAAUAUAAUUUGCCUCAUUAGUAUCCAGAAAUCAAGUUUUUGUGGUUUGUUUUUUUGGAGUAAAAAUGAAUGCUUUAAAAGCGAAAACCUCUAUGACUUCAUCGAAAAUUAUUGUGAGUUGUAAAAUGAUACUUACGAAAUAUCAAACACAAUUUAUAAUAAUUUGAGUUCAUGCUUGAUAAAUUAAAAAACAUCAAAACACUAAUUCGAAAACUAAAUGACAAUUAUUAACAACCAAGCUUAUUUAUUAAUACUAUAUGCUUCAAUUAUUUAUAAAAUGACCGUUAAUAUUAUUUUAAAAUCUCUUGUCCUAUUCAAAUGCUUCUAAAUUAACAAAAAAAUGAUUGCUACUUAAAAAUAAUUGCACCAAAUUAUAAAAAAUCAUUAUCAUAUCUCAAAAAAUAAAUUUGCUAAUUGA